GAGUCGGUUGUACAGUGUAGAGAUUAUACUGCUUAUUUACAAUGGAAGUGUUUCAUAAACUACCCUUAAUUUUGCACACAAUUUUAACAAUAUUAGGAAUUUUUGUUUCAUACUACGUUGUUUUGUUUUUCAUCCAUUUACGGCGAAUAAAACGGAGUUUUAAAGGAGCGAAAGGGCCAGAAAAAUGUCAUUGGUUGUUCGGGAGCUUUUUUACUUUUCCUGCAGAGAGUCACAAACGAUUGAUGUAUUUUGUGGAAAUGGCCAACACCUACGGGAGUAAACAAGGAUAUGUUCUACUCUGGGGCAUGUUUCAGAAACCAAUUGUUGUGCCCUGCAGUCCAAAAGUGACAAUGAAAAUAUGCAAGAGCAAUGAACCAAAGUCAAAAGGUCUUGGAGGACCUUAUCGGUUCUUACAGCCAUGGCUAGGUGAAGGAUUGCUUGUUGCCAAUGGAGAGAAAUGGGCGCGAAACAGACGUCUGCUAACUCCCGCCUUCCACUUUGACAUUCUAAAGCCUUACACUAAAGUGUUUAACCAGUCGGCUGAUACACUCGUGAAAAAAAUAACUACAAAUGUUGAAGCUGGCGAAAGGUUUGAAGUUUUCCAGAAUGUAUGUUUAUGCACGUUGGAAAUCAUACUGAAAUGCGCAUUCUCGUACAGUAAGGAUGUACAGAACGCUGGGUAUGGUAGUCACAUGUUUGAUACAUGUAUUACAAUAUCAUUUGUUUCAUUCCAGAACAUGUUCGUUAUUUCAGUUUUAAAAAGUAAUCACUGCUUUUGUUUGUCACCAAGUUAUAUUACAAAACAAUCAGAAUGGACAAACAUUACCCUAUUCCUGGUAAGUUCUCUGUACUUUUUUGAAUUGGUGGUCUCUAACCGUAACCUAAAUAGUAUAACUUGUUCUGCAUAUUUAUUUACCAGGCACCCCAUAACGUUUUUCGAUACCGUUUGGAAUAUAAGUUCAGUGGGGCGACAGUUCAGGAAAGACUGUGAAUUUGUGCACUCCGUUGCGGAAGAAAUUAUCGACAAACGAAGAGAUACGCUGGAACAGACCGGAAAACCUAUGAGUAGUCGGUACAUUGACUUUCUAGACAUCCUUCUAACCGCGAGGGAUGAGGAGGGUCGGGGACUCUCAAGACUGGAAAUACGAAAUGAAGUUGACACGUUUUUGUUUGAAGGUCAUGACACAACAGCUAGUGCCAUAUCAUGGAUCCUGUAUUCAUUAGCGGAAAAUCCCGAAUGUCAGCGGAAGUGUCAGGCGGAGAUUGACGAAGUACUCGGAGACAGUGAAACCGGUGAUGUAGAAUGGUCAGAUUUAAAUCAAUUGGAGUACCUCACAAUGUGCAUCAAAGAAGGUAUGCGAUUACACGCCCCGGUAACAGGCGUGGCCCGGGAAACAGAACAAGAUUUUGAUCUGGGCGAUAGAGUUGCCCCAAAAGGAACAAUGUUCAUGAUUAGUAUGAAUGUAUUAAACCAUAUGGAGAAUGUAUGGGGUUCAGAUCACAUGGAAUUCAAACCAGAACGAUUCUCAAAAGAAAAUGUCGACAAGAUUGAACAUUUCCAGUAUGUACCGUUUUCAGCAGGACCAAGGAACUGUAUUGAACAGAACUUUGCAAUGAAUGAGGAAAAGGUUGUACUUUCAAAGUUAUUGAGAAAUUUUACGUUUAGACUGGAUCCAGACCAUGAAGUAAUUAAAAAGGUUUCCGGCGUCAUGAGAACAAAAGAUGGAAUGUUCAUGUUUGCUGAGAAACGGAAAUGCUGACACUACAAUGAAACUUGCGAGCGAAAUUGCCGGACAAAAUUAGACUGAACACAGUUUAAAAUCAUUAUCAAACCUUUGCAGCUUUAGAGAAAAAAAUAUGCGGACGUAGUCAGUGUGAUUCUGAACUGAUGGUGCAUAAAAACUACAAAAAUGUAAUUUCCUUUUAUUGUGUUAUUCGCAUCUCUAACUAUCUUUGUAUCAUAAUUCUGCUUUGAUUUUUUUUUUCACAAAAUUUAGGCUAAGAUUUUGUAUCUCUUGUAUAAAAUGUCGACUGAAUUAUUUUUAAUAUUUCUUGCAUCCAAAGACAAAAAUACUCGUCACCAGCGGUUCCAUGUAUUUUUAGGAAAAUUCAGGACUGGACAAGCGGUCAUUCAUCCAGGCAACCGACAGUUAAAACAAC
Messenger RNA from Mercenaria mercenaria, 2160 nucleotides. Its product is annotated as cytochrome P450 4A12A-like. The transcript is spliced from 10 exons. Bases 42 to 1760 code for a protein of 572 amino acids. Gene Ontology annotation, molecular function: monooxygenase activity; iron ion binding; heme binding. NCBI's taxonomy places the organism in Eukaryota, Metazoa, Mollusca, Bivalvia, Venerida, Veneridae. The record is from RefSeq and is a predicted model, not a curated record.